AUGGCCCGUCGCCUCAGUCACCACGACUAUACGGUCGGGUGGGUAUGCGCCUUGCCGGAUGAGCUCACUGCCGCACAGGAGAUGCUUGACGAAGAACAUCAAGACCUCCCUCCGAAUCACACCGAUUCGAAUAUAUAUACGCUAGGAUCUAUAGGGGCCCACAACGUCGUUCUGGCGUGUCUGCCUGCAGGCCAGACGGGUAACAAUUCUGCUGCGGCAGUCGCCAUGCAGAUGAAGAGCACGUUUCCGGCCGUUCGAUUUGGGCUGAUGGUGGGAAUAGGGGGCGGCGUUCCAAGUAAAGAAGCGGAUAUUCGGCUUGGUGACGUUGUGGUCAGCCAGCCGGGAAACGGUCAUGGCGGGGUGGUGCAAUACGACUUUGGAAAGUCAAUACCAGGCGAGUUCAAGCGGACGGGGUUCCUUAACGCUCCACCUAUGAUUCUACUCGCUGCCGUUACGAAGCUUCGAUCCAACCUCGACCGACGAAGAAGUAGUCUGUCGCUGCACCUGUCAAAGCUUAGUAUCCUUCGCAAGUUUAGCCGCGAUCAAGCUGGGAGCGAUAUGCUGUUUGAAGCAGAGUACAAUCAUGCUGGAGAGGAUGACUGUUCAUCAUGCACGGCCACGAGAACGAUACAAAGGAAGGGGCGGGCGGAUAAUACACCCAUGAUUCACUACGGUACAAUCGCAUCGGGGAACCAGGUGAUGAGGGACAGUGUAAAACGGGACAGGAUCAGCUUCGAAUUCGGAGGAGUUCUCUGCUUCGAGAUGGAGGCAGCUGGCCUGAUGAAUAACUUCCCGUGCCUCGUGAUCCGCGGAAUCUGCGACUACGCUGACUCGCACAAGAACAAGAGAUGGCAGCCGUAUGCUGCGGGAACCGCAGCGGCAUACGCGAAGGAGUUACUGGGAGUAAUACCGGCGCCGGAUAUAGUGAACACAAAAACCGUCGAGGAAGCACUGCGAGAGACAAAGCGUACCUUCUACCUCCCCUUGCAACGGAAUCAUAGAUUUGUCGGUAGAAGUGGAGAGCUCGAUACGCUGAAACAGAAGCUCCUUGUGAAGAAAGAUUGCCAGAAGGUGACACUCAGCGGCCUUGGCGGUAUCGGUAAAACACAAGUCGCGCUACAGUUCGCAUACUCUGUCAAGAUGGACUGUCCGGAAUUCUCCAUUUUCUGGGUACAAGCGUUGAGUAUGGAAUCUUUUGAGCUGGGCUGCAGGGAGAUAGCAGGGGCAUUAGGAAUACGCCACGAGGAAGAAAGCAGUGAAGAUGUGAAAAUCUUACUGCGGCGACGUCUAUCCGCGAAGACCGCAGGAAAGUGGUUGCUAAUUGUCGACAACGCUGAUGACCUUGACUUACUUCGUGGGACCUACCAAACAGAAGGCUUGCUCGCCUUUCUGCCGGAAAGCGAUGAUGGCCUGACCCUCUUCACAACGCGACAUGGAGCCGUGGCGCAAUAUUUGACGGGCAGUGAUGUUGUUGAGAUCGGAAAACUAACGGGACAGGAGACGACGGAAUUGUUAGAGAAGUCUUUGGUUCGAAAGAGCCCUUCUGACAACUCUAAGACUGUGAUGAACCUUCUUGCGGAGCUAGAAUAUCUCCCGUUGGCUAUCACCCAGGCGGCGGCAUAUAUUAACGCAAACAAAAGCUCUAUCUCCGAGUAUUUACGCUUACUAAAACAGACAGAGCAAGAUGCUGUUGCACUUAUAAGCACGGAGUUCGGCGAUAAAACACGAUACAGGAACUUGCCAAACACAGUCGCGAAGACAUGGACAAUGAACUUUAACAAGAUUCUCGAAUAUGACACAUUAGCGGCAAAUCUCCUCGCAUUUAUAUCUUGCAUUGAGUGGAGGGCAAUCCCAUACUCUAUUUUACCAGCAGCCUAUCCCGAAGCACGGCUGGCAGGGGCCAUCGGUACACUCUGCUCCUACUCAUUUCUGGAGAGAAGAGAUAGUGGCAUGAAAUUCGAUAUGCAUAGGCUUGUCCACUUGGCGACCAGAAUAUGGGUAAACCAGAACGGUCAUGAAGCAGAAACGAAAAUAGCGGCGUUGAAACACAUCGUGGAAGUCUUUCCCUCCGACGACUACAUUAACCGUGAGGUCUGGCGGGAUUACCUGCCGCAUGUGGCACGUAUAAAGAAGGAUAAGCAGUGCCAAGAUACAGAGGAGAUGAGCAAGCUUUGUUUGAAAGUCGGGCGGUGCUUACGCGUUGAUGGGCGAAUAAAAGAAGCUGUUCUCUGGCUAGAGGAGUCUUGCAAGUGGAGGGAUGGAGGUCUCGCCCAAGACAAUGCGGAUCGGCUUUUAUCGCAGCACGAGCUCGCUAUAGCAUAUGAGGCCAAUGGACAGGUCAAAGAGGCAGUCAAACUGCUUGAACAUGUGGUCGCGAUACGGUCGGAAGUAUUCGCAGAAGACCAUCCC
Aspergillus costaricaensis CBS 115574 is the source of this 2409-nucleotide messenger RNA. Its product is annotated as TPR repeat protein. The annotation marks the transcript as partial. The record is from RefSeq and is a predicted model, not a curated record. The transcript has 2 exons. Gene Ontology annotation, biological process: nucleoside metabolic process. Gene Ontology annotation, molecular function: protein binding; ADP binding; catalytic activity. Lineage: Eukaryota; Fungi; Ascomycota; Eurotiomycetes; Eurotiales; Aspergillaceae.